AUGGUAUUAUCGCAAGAUGUCCCUUUACAAGACACAGUGGCAAACAAGGCGACUACAAGUAAAGAAUCUUUAGCAUCCACAAAUGAUCACCCCAGCGAGCAAGUCCUGGAUCUUUCCAAGGAGUCACCCGAAGACAAAGAUGCGACCGAACAACCUGCCUCGCUGAAGCAUUAUUUUAGAAUUUUAUCGUAUACGACUACCAAAGAUAGGAUGAUCCUCGCAGUCGCCUUGGUUUGCGCUGUGGGGUCUGGUGUGCCCCUACCGCUCAUGAACAUCGUCUUUGGAUCACUGGUUGGUGACUUUAGUACAUAUUUUACUCCCGGAUCCUCGAUCACCGAAGCAGAAUUCAAGAAAUCAGUCAGCCGACUGAGUCUGUACAUUGUAUAUCUCUUUAUUGCCAAGUUUACCUUGACCUAUUUCUCUAUGUAUUGCUUCCGGGUUAUCAGCCUUCGAAUUUCAGCCGCCUUGCGAAUGGAGUAUAUGAGUUCGCUUUUCGCCCAGCCAAUCAGCCAGCUUGACCAAGUCUCAGUCGGAACAGUCGUCACCACAAUCACCACACUCUCUAAUACAAUCCAGCAGAGUAUAUCAGACAAGAUGGCCACGCUUUUUCAAUCUACAGCACUCUUAAUCACAGCAUAUAUCAUCGCCUUCAAAUACUCAUGGGCUUUGACUCUUGCUACUAGCUCUUGCAUUCUCUUCAUUUGUAUCGGCUGCAGCGCAACACUGCCUGCCAUCUCGAAGAAGCAACAACAGGCAGAUAAAGCAGACGAAAAGCAUUCUGCGAUCGCAGCAGAAGUCUUUGGCUCAAUUCGAACGGUUGUCUCCCUGGGUGCCGAAGCACCUCUUACCAAAAAAUAUCGACGAUGGGUCAUGGAAUCACGAGACAAAAGUCGAAGUAUGGCAGCGCUUUUGAGUUCUCAGUUUGGUGUCUUGUUCUUUGCCAUGUACUGCAGUUAUUCGCUGGCAUUUUGGCUUGGUCUGAAACUCUUCCGAGAGGGUCAUAUUCAUGACAUUAAUACUGUCAUUAUCGUAUUUUUCUCUAUCAUGAUCGCAGUCAGCAUUCUUGGAAGCAUCACAACUCCCUUAACCAUGGUUUUCAAGGCGGCAAGCGCAGCGACCACAUUCUUCGAAAUAAUUGAUGCAGAGAAGAUUGCAAUUGGUGGUGUUCGUGAUUCGGACGCGUUGGAUCAUGGAGAUAUCGUCUUCGAAAACGUGCAUUUCGCGUAUCCCACGCGACCGGACAGCCAAAUCUUCCAGGGACUGAACGCCCGAUUUGAAAGAGCCAAAACCACUGCACUCGUAGGCCCGUCGGGGUCUGGAAAGAGUACCAUCGUCGGUCUGCUAGAGCAAUGGUACACGCCGAGUCAAGGAAGUAUUCUUUUGGGCCAACGAAAAAUCAAAGAUCUCGACAUCAAAUGGUGGAGGUCCCAAAUCGGACUUGUUCAACAAGACGUGUUCCUCUUCAACGAUUCAAUCUUCAAGAACAUCUCAUUUGGGCUUGUUGGCACUAAGUGGGAGAAUGAGCCUGAUGCUAUCAAGCUUGACUUGGUGAAGCAUGCAUGCAAAGAAGCAUUCGCAGACGAAUUCGUUGAGCGCCUCCCACAGGGGUACGAUACAAUAGUUGGAGAGAACGGUACCAAACUGAGUGGCGGUCAAAGACAGCGUCUUGCCAUAGCUCGAAGCAUUGUGAAGCAACCUACUAUCUUGAUUCUGGAUGAAGCUACCAGUGCAAUUGACGUUCGCGGAGAGAAGAUUGUUCAAGCUGCACUGAAUCGCGUUUCUGAAAAUCGAACCACAAUCGUGAUUGCACACAGGCUGUCCACUGUUCGACGUGCUGAUCGCAUCCUGGUUCUCAGGAACGGUGUUAAUGUCGAAGAGGGAACACAUGACGAGCUUCUUGCCAUGCAGGAUGGGCUAUAUCGGGGCCUUGUCAAUGCCCAAAGACUUGAGAGCGCUGCAGAUGAGGAAGAUGCCGAUCCAAACGAGGCCACUGACGUCGUGAAGGAGGAGCUUGGUAGAUCCACCACUACCGUUUCUGAACAGCCACAAGACCAAGAUGAUGCAAAGGUUAAACAAAAGGGCUUCUUUAGAUGUACUGGAAUCUUCCUAUAUGAGGCUCGGGCCCAUUGGCCUCUUUUCCUGGGUACUUUAUUGGGGGUCUUGGGCGCUGCAUCUGCUUUCCCAUUGCAAAGCUGGCUUUUUGCCAAACUCAUCGAUGUUUUCCGCCUCAGAGGAGACAAGCUUAGUGAUGCCGCAAGUUUCUGGGCUUUGAUGUUUUUUAUUCUGUCUUUGGGUGUCGCAGCCAGCUACGCUCUGGCUGCAUUCUCAGCAAACAGACUGUCCGCUGAAAUCUCAUCCUCUUGUCGGACAGAAUACUUCGACCAUAUCGUCAGCAAGCCCAUGCCAUUCUACGACAUGAAUGAGAACUCCUCCGGGUCUCUGGUCUCACGUCUAGCCACGGAUCCCAAGCAAAUUCAAGAAUUGAUCGGAUUGAACGGAAUCUUUCCACUUAUCUCGAUCUUCAGUACGAUAGGUUGCAUCGCCAUCGCCUUUUCCUUUGGCUGGAAGUUGAGUCUAGUUACUGUACUCGCGGCUCUUCCAUGCAUCUUCAUAGCCGCAUUCAUGCGAAUCAGAUACGAACUAGAGUUCGACUCCUUGAAUACGGCAGUGUAUGCCGGUAGUUCGCAAUUUGCUGCAGAGGCUAUCGAGGCAUUCCGCACUGUCUCGGCAUUGACCAUGGAAAAUUCAAUCCUGGACCGGUAUUCGAGUCUUCUGAAAGAUCAACAAAGCAAAGCCUUCCGCAAAGCUUCGGUUGCCACUCUGAUUUUCGCAUUUUCCGAUAGUGUCGAGCUCUGCGCUAUGGCACUCAGCUUUUGGUAUGGUGGUCAGCUUCUUGCGUCCAGAGAAUAUCAGCCCGCGUCAUUUUUUGUUAUCUAUAUGUCAAUUAUCAUCGGUGGACAGCAAGCGGGCAGCUUCUUCAGCUUUGGGUCGAACAUUGCCCAAGCGACAUCAUCCGCAAACCGGAUCCUGAACUUUCGGCCAACCUUGAAAGACACCGAAUCUACCUCCGGCAAGCCGAUGGACGACAAAUCUCGCAGUAUUGGAGCUCGCAUUGACUUCAAGAGUCUAGGAUUCCAAUAUGCCUCACAGGAUACUCCCCUGUUUACGGGUCUGGAUGUCAGCAUCGAAAGCGGCCAGUUUGUCGCGUUUGUGGGGCCAUCAGGCUGUGGCAAAACCUCUUUGAUAUCGAUACUAGAGCGAUUCUACAAUCCAACCCAAGGGGCUGUUUUUGUUAAUGACGAAGACAUCAGCUCUAUUGACCAAACUUCAUACCGAAGAUGCUUAUCCUUGGUAGCCCAAGAGCCACGAUUAUUUGAAGGAACAAUACGUGAUAACAUCACUCUCGGAAUCGACAAUUCAGAAUACAUAGAAGAAGAACUGGUUCAAGCAUGUGUCGAUGCUGAGAUUCACAGCUUUAUCAUGUCCCUUCCAGAUGGAUACUCCACAGAGUUAGGGAUGAAAGCCCAGACAGCUCUCAGUGGAGGUCAACGGCAAAGAUUGUGUAUCGCGCGUGCACUAUUGCGCAAACCAUCACUGCUUCUUUUGGAUGAAGCUACGUCAAGCCUAGACUCGCAAUCAGAGAAAAUUGUUCAAGCUGCCCUUGAAAGAUUGGCUGCACGGAGGAGUAUGACAAUUAUCGCGGUUGCACAUAGACUGCCGACUAUUCAAAAAGCCGACGUUAUUUUUGUCUUUGGGGAGAAUCUGAGUGGAAAAGGCUCGCGCGUCGUUGAGCGGGGCUCGCAUCAGGAGUUGCUUCAGAAUAAGGGAAUGUACUGGCAGAUGUGUCAAGCAAAUGGGCUGGAUCGAUAG
This is a messenger RNA of Penicillium nucicola, 3870 nucleotides long. Its product is annotated as ABC transporter permease/ATP-binding protein. Gene Ontology annotation, cellular component: membrane. Gene Ontology annotation, biological process: transmembrane transport. Lineage: Eukaryota; Fungi; Ascomycota; Eurotiomycetes; Eurotiales; Aspergillaceae. The coding region runs from base 1 to 3870 and encodes 1289 amino acids. The record is from RefSeq and is a predicted model, not a curated record. Gene Ontology annotation, molecular function: ABC-type transporter activity; ATP binding; ATP hydrolysis activity. The transcript has 10 exons.